GAGUUUCGUGGGUUUUGUCCAUAUACCUUCACUUCCUGAAAUCCCAUCUUCUUUCUUCGAUUUUUCUCUCAUUUUUCCUCCCUUUGCAAGAACCAGAGUGAAAACGAGCACUACCUUGAGAAGAAAGAGAAGAGGAUCAAUGUCAAACUCAAACAUCACAAGCUGUGAUAGUUGGAGCUUCUCCACAGAGAACACCGGAGAAGAUGCAGCAGCAGCAGCAGUUAAGCACCAGCAACUAGAGAUGCUUCCCCAAAACCACAGUCCAAAUUCAAACACUUCAACUACAACAAAUAAUAGCAAUGCCUCAAACACAAAUUCACAACCACCUCUCAAGAAGAAAAGAAACCUACCAGGGAAUCCAGACCCGAAUGCCGAAGUGGUAGCCCUGUCGCCGAACACCCUGGUGGCCACAAACAGGUUCGUGUGUGAAAUAUGCAACAAAGGGUUUCAAAGGGAUCAGAACCUUCAAUUGCACCGUCGAGGGCACAAUCUACCGUGGAAGCUGAAACUCAGAACCACCACCGAAGUGAAAAAGCGCGUUUACGUUUGUCCCGAACCCUCCUGUGUCCACCACAACCCGGCUCGAGCGCUGGGCGAUCUCACCGGCAUUAAAAAGCACUUUAGUAGAAAGCACGGCGAGAAGAAGUGGAAAUGUGAAAAAUGUUCUAAGAAAUACGCUGUUCAUUCUGACUGGAAAGCACAUUCCAAAAUAUGUGGAACCAAGGAAUACAAAUGUGACUGUGGCACCAUCUUUUCCAGAAGAGACAGUUUCAUCACACACAGAGCUUUCUGCGAUGCACUGAGUGAUGACAGCAACAAAUUCAACGAAGCAGGACAACUGCAAAGUAUAAUGCAUGCUUCAAACCUGCAACCACCAAUGAUCCCAAACCUAGCAGCAUCACUACCAAUCAAUACCAACAAUCACAAGCAACCAUUACCACUCCCUCACGACCUCAUUGCAGGAAUUCCAGCAAAACCCUUUAGCAGCAACAUGGCAGCAUUGCCAAGAAGCCUUUCAUCCACCUCUUCUCUCUCUCAACUGUGCUCAAACUCACCACACAUCAACAUGUUUGAGGAAAAGCCUCAAACAAACAUGUCUGCCACGGCACUGCUUCAAAAAGCCGCACAGAUGGGCGCAACAGUGAAUAGUAACAGCAACAGCAUGAUGACUGACACGGGCUUUGCUACAAGCAUGGCACCACCAUCGUAUGGGGUCAUGAACCACCACAUUCACCACGGUCAACAAGACCUGUCUCAGUAUAACUUCCAUGAAAAUGGGACGGUGAUGAUGGAUGGUGUUGGCAAUGGCAUGGGAGGAAUGAGUGGUUUGGAUAUGUUUAAUGCCAUAUUGGAUCAAAGUAAGGCGUUGUCGAAGAUCAUAGAGCAGAACAACCGAAGCAGUUAUAGUGGUGUUUUGCAUGCAAUGAAUAAUGGUAGGUCAAGUUCCAUUGAUGUUGGUGGAGCUAAAGGGAGUGAGGAUGUGAUGACUUUGGACUUGUUGGGGAUAGGAGGAGGAGUUGGUGGUGGUGGUGGUGGUGAUGGAAACUUCUUUGGUGGUGAACAGUCUGAACUAAAGAUUGAAUAUGGAGAAAUGAGUCAAAUAAGAAUCCAGGCUUUGAACCAUUUUCAGCAACAAACAGCAGCAUAUGAAAAUUAAGACUUGGUUGAGACCAAAAUAAAAUAAUAAUUUGCAUGUUUCUGAUCUAGGUGGAAAUUUUCAGCUUUGUUCUGUGAACUAAUUCCUUUUCUACCAUAAAUAGUAUACACAUUAUUAUGAUAGGUUUUCCUAUCACUAAUAUCAGUGUUGUGGACCCUUUUGGUCCCUUAAAUCA
This is a messenger RNA of Vigna umbellata (rice bean), 1832 nucleotides long. RefSeq names its product zinc finger protein GAI-ASSOCIATED FACTOR 1-like. Gene Ontology annotation, cellular component: nucleus. Gene Ontology annotation, molecular function: DNA-binding transcription factor activity. Lineage: Eukaryota; Viridiplantae; Streptophyta; Magnoliopsida; Fabales; Fabaceae. The record is from RefSeq and is a predicted model, not a curated record.